Molecule: messenger RNA, 171 nt
Organism: Suhomyces tanzawaensis NRRL Y-17324
Lineage: Eukaryota; Fungi; Ascomycota; Pichiomycetes; Serinales; Debaryomycetaceae
Exons: 1
Coding region: 1-171 (56 amino acids)
Source: RefSeq, a predicted model, not a curated record
AUGGCAUUUAUUGGUUCACAGUGUACUAAGAGUGUUCUUACAUCCUCAUCUGGCCAGUGGACGACUAGAGAUUACGUUUCAGGCACCAGUUGCUAUAGGCUAGCAUGGGCAUGCAGGGAACAAAGUUGCCGAAUUAAGUCCGAACAAAAGCCGCAGCCAGCUAUUAGAUAG